This is a messenger RNA of Truncatella angustata, 603 nucleotides long. RefSeq names its product DUF1649 domain protein. Gene Ontology annotation, cellular component: phagophore assembly site. The transcript has 3 exons. The coding region runs from base 1 to 603 and encodes 200 amino acids. NCBI's taxonomy places the organism in Eukaryota, Fungi, Ascomycota, Sordariomycetes, Amphisphaeriales, Sporocadaceae. Gene Ontology annotation, biological process: autophagosome assembly; autophagy. The record is from RefSeq and is a predicted model, not a curated record.
AUGGAGCAACAGAACCCACACGAGUUCAUACUGGACGUCUUCGCCGACCCGGCGUCCGUCCACGACGUUGUCAGAGCCAUACUGCACACCAUCUUUUUCCACCGCUUCUUCCCCUCCAUCACCCCGCACUCGCGCGAAGUCCUCGACAUCACCCUGCCCUUUGUCCAAGACCAGGAGCUCGAUACCAUGAUCGAGAAGCGCACCGCCGAGCUGGAGCGCGAGCUCAGCGCCGAGAGGACGCACGCCCCGCACUCGGCCGCCGCCGGCGGCAGGGGCAACAUAUCCAUACAGUUCUUUGAGAAGAAGCGCAGGAAGACCUGGUACAUGCGCGCCGCGUAUGGAGGCGGCGAUGAGGAGAUCUGCUGGGAGGCUUGGACCGUCAAGGUCACGGUUGCGGAGCCAAGGACAGAGAGCGAAAGGGCAAAGGUCAGAAAAGCCAUGGAACAGACACUGCUUACCACCGUCAUGAAAAUCAUCACAUCUGUCAACCAGAACAAAGACCAUAUCCCGCCCAUCACCACGAGCGAGUCGAACCCCUUCCCAUACCAGAUCAGUGUCAAUCAAAAGGAUGCCGGCUGGGCCAAACGAAUAGGCAUUUACUAA